UCAUAGUUCUUGUUCAAUCAAGCCGUUCAUUCUUCUUGACCCAUUACAGUGAACCUCACUCCUACACUCAGUUAGGUUCAAACAUGUUACAAAUGUUAUCAAAUCACAAAGAUUUCCCGUAUAAUUUCAAAAUUUGCAUACCACAAAUGCCAUGUUUAACAAAGUUGAGGACUCCCAGUGAUAUUAACCUUUAUUUUUAUUAUAUUUAUAUCUCUGAUCCAUCCCUCGGACCGUCGCACGUCUCUUCUCUGCCCUUUUCAUCUCUCCUCAUUUUUCUUUGUUUAAGGCAGCCAGGGUUUUUCACUCUUUUCUGUUGACUGCUCUCUCCCUCUCGCGCUGCUGUCCCAUUUCUUGACACUCUUUUUUUUUGGGUUUACGCAAUUGUUUUUCUGAGUUUCGUUUUCACGGGGAUUUUGCUUAGCCAGUCCCCUCCAUAAAAACCCCAAUCGGAUCCGCAACUCUUCUCCGCAUCUCCAAAAAGAUCUCCCUCCCGCCCGACCCACCCAUUUUUCUCUCUCUCGAGUCGCUGCGUACGCGCAAUCUCCACUCUUUCACUCUCCCUUCUGACUGCCACCAUGAUGAACGGCGGCGCGGCCGACACCCCUCGGGCCUUUGUGAAGGAAGUGAAGCGAAUCGUCAUCAAAGUUGGGACUGCUGUUGUCACCAGAGGUGAUGGGAGAUUGGCGCUUGGGAGGCUAGGAGCUCUAUGUGAGCAGAUUAAAGAGCUGAAUUACCAGCAAUAUGAAGUCAUUGUUGUCACCUCUGGUGCUGUUGGCCUUGGCCGCCAAAGGCUCAAAUACCGGAAGCUAGUCAAUAGCAGUUUUGCUGAUCUCCAAAAGCCACAAGUUGAUCUCGAUGGGAAAGCUUGUGCUGCUGUCGGGCAAAAUUGUAUCAUGGCCCUUUAUGACACAUUGUUUAGUCAGCUGGAUGUGACAUCUGCUCAACUUCUCGUCACUGAUUCAGACUUUAGGGAUAAAGAUUUCAGGAAGCAACUUAAGCAUACUCUAGAGUCACUGCUAUCGCUGAGGGUUGUUCCCAUAAUCAAUGAAAAUGAUGCAGUUAGUACAAGGCGAGCUCCAUAUGAGGAUUCUUCUGGUAUAUUUUGGGAUAAUGACAGCUUGGCCGCUUUGUUGGCACUAGAGCUAAAAGCUGAUCUUCUUGUUCUGCUGAGUGAUGUGGAGGGUCUUUACAGUGGUCCACCUAGUGACCCAGAGUCAAAGUUGAUUCGCACUUACAUUGAGAGAGUUCAUCUGGGUGGAAUCACAUUUGGGGACAAAUCCAGGGUGGGCAGAGGGGGCAUGACAGCCAAAGUAAAAGCUGCUGUAAUGGCUGCCAAAGCAGGUGUCCCUGUCAUUAUAACCAGCGGAUUUGAUCCCGAGAGCAUAGUUAAAGUCCUGCAAGGAGAUGAUGUUGGCACCCUCUUUCAUCGGGAUGCUCAUUUGUGGGUCAAAACCAAAGAAGCUGGUGCACGUGACAUGGCAGUUGCAGCAAGGGAAUGUUCAAGAAGGCUGCAGGCACUAUCUUCAGAAGAUAGGAAAAAGAUUUUGCUGGACAUAGCAAAUGCCCUGGAAGCCAAUGAAAAAGUAAUCAAGGUUGAAAAUGAUGCAGAUGUUGCUGCUGCUGAGCAGGCUGGAAUGGAGAAGGCCUUGAUUGCACGUCUGGCUCUAAAGCCUGGCAAGAUUACAAGUCUUGCAAAAUCAAUACGUGUCCUUGCGAGCAUGGUAGAUCCAGUUGGUCACGUUUUAAAGACCACCGAGCUUGCAGAUGGUCUUGUCUUAGAGAAGACAUCAUCUCCUCUAGGGGUUCUCCUGAUUGUUUUUGAGGCUCGGCCUGAUGCACUAGUGCAGAUUGCUUCAUUGGCGAUCCGCAGUGGAAAUGGUCUCCUACUGAAAGGGGGAAAGGAGGCCAGGCGAUCAAAUGCAAUUUUGCACAAGGUAAUCACUGAUGCCAUUCCAGACAAUGUUGGGAGAAGGCUUAUUGGACUGGUGACCUCAAGAGAUGAAAUUCCUGACCUACUUAAGCUCGAUGAUGUAAUCGAUCUUGUGAUUCCUAGGGGCAGCAAUAAACUGGUUUCGAGUAUCAAAGCAUCAACCAAAAUCCCUGUUCUGGGUCAUGCAGAUGGAGUCUGUCAUGUAUAUGUUGACAAGUCUGCUAAUAUGCAAAUGGCCAAACGUGUCAUAGUGGAUGCAAAAGUGGAUUAUCCAGCAGCCUGUAAUGCAAUGGAAACACUUCUAGUGCAUAAGGAUUUAGUGUCUUCUGGUGGCCUGAAUGAGCUAGUACUUGAACUUCGGAAUGAAGGUGUGGUUCUACAUGGCGGGCCAAGGGCGAGCGAGGAGCUGAGCAUCCCUGAGCCAGCAUCGUUACAUCAUGAGUACAGUUCCCUUGCAUGCACUGUUGAGAUCGUUGAUGAUGUGCAUGCUGCCAUCGAUCACAUACAUCGACAUGGAAGUGCCCAUACUGAUUGCAUCAUAUCAGAAGACCUUCAAGUUGCAGAGACCUUUUUGCGACAAGUUGACAGUGCUGCUGUUUUCCACAAUGCCAGCACAAGGUUCUCUGAUGGAGCUCGAUUUGGACUUGGAGCAGAGGUCGGAAUCAGUACGAGUAGAAUCCAUGCUCGAGGCCCUGUUGGCGUCGAAGGAUUGUUAACGACCCGAUGGCUACUGAGAGGGAGUGGACAAAUAGUGGAUGGUGAUAAGGCAAUAACCUACACCCACAAGGAUUUAACAUCUGUAUAGAUUUCCAAGCAUCAUCACCAGAGGAAGAAGAUUAGUCACUUGCAUGCCAUCUUAGCUGCGGUUUUAAUAAAUCAAAUCAUCAUUAUUAGGGGGAGUGUUUAUUAUCAUUAUUAGGGUAUCCUGUAAUCUCUGCCAUGACCUUAUGUUACUGAAUAAGUUCUCCAUUCUCUAUUAAGCUUUUAUUGUUGGUGGUGUUGGAGUUUCUUAUAAUUAUGACGAAAGAUUUUAGUUCUGUGGGGGGCCUCUUCCGAUCCAUGACCAGUAGUAGCCUGGGCAGAUUUGGGAACGUGGAGUUUGGGAUCUUAUGAGUUUCUCUUUUGGCCUUCAUGCUAGUAGUUAGGAAGGCUCAUUGUAAUGCAACUCUACAAGAGGAGUUUAUGUCCUUAAGUAACAUUUCCUGCCGUUGUCACUUUUUUAAGCAAUAGGCUUUGUUUGUUUGGGGCUGAUAUUCGAAACCGUAUGUGUAUGAUUUUGAUAUUCUACUCUAUUCUUAUAUGGUUAUAACAUGGAUAAAAACCCGAACUAUUUUGGAUAGGAGAAUGAAUAUGCACUGUUUGACCCCAAUCUGGCCCAUUGUCGUCUCUAGUUUAUUCUCUCACAUAAAAAUUCGUCAUUCAAUCAAUCAUUUUCUAAUGCAAUUUCGUCACUCAAUUAAACUAAAGUUUGUACCGUUUUGUUUUGCUUACAGUUGUACCAAGAGAAAGGGUUAAUGGCUCCUCAAUGUUUAUGGGUUGCUAAUCAGUGUACCCUUAAAUUAUGAGCUUAGUGGCCUUCCAGCGACGCAAAUUGAAAAAUAUACAAGAGAUAAUCAAACACAGUAUCUAUCUAAGAAGAUAUACAUAAAAACAUAAUCAACCUAAGCGUUGUCACUGCGGGUCCCUUCUAAUAUCUGAAAUAGAAAAUAAAUGUAAAUUAAUACCAAUUAAAAACAAGAGAUAAGAGACAAUUGCAAUAACAAUUAGUGGCAGAGAUUGAGGGUUUUACGUAACAAUAAAUUAAAUUGCUUUGAUAUUGCUAGACAAUGAAAUGGUUACUUAACUAUUUAAUUAUGUUCAGCGAAUCCAUCACAUGACAAAUGAUGCAAGUAACAGGUAAUCUCUUUCAAUGUAUUUCAAUUAGAGAUUCCUAUUAUGAAUAGUCACCAUCAUUACCAAUAUUGUCUCGAGUACUUUUACUCUCAACUCCAGCACAACCUCUAUAGUAUUAUUGAACACAACAACGGAAGAACAAAACAAUCAACGAUGACAUAACAACCUCUUCACAAUCAUUUUGUUAAUCAUAAUUAAUUUAUCCACAAUCGAUUUUGUCAUUCAUGCACCCUCUAUGGAGAAAAAGCCAAUGACUUCAGAACUGUAUUUGUCCAAUCUUAUCAUAAUUGAUUGUUGAUAUUGCAAGUUGUAAGCACUAUAAUAUUAAUUCUCUCUAUAGAUAAAAUCCAAAUAUAACAGUAAAAUCUAAUAUACCUCAAUAACCCAAAUUGUUGGAAGAAAUCUAAAAAAUAUAUUUUAGAAAUGCAUAACUUCGAUUAGGAUAAAAAUAAAAAUUUGGAAUGCUACUACCUUAGAUUUCACAAUGUAGUACGUGUUCAGUGUCCACCAAAAGGAAGAAGAAAAAAACACCAACACCAUCCUGCUUGCAGUUCAUGAUGGGAUUCCUACCUGCAUUCGUACGGAUUGCCAAGUGCUUUCUCUUGCUCUCAAUCAGAACUCCUCGACAUGGCCAUGGCAUUGUCGAGCUACCAUUGCUCAAAUGUCUCUCCUUCUUCGGUCUGCUUUUUGGAUCCGAAUUGAGUUCGUUCCCCGACAGCUUAACCGACUUGCAGAUUGAGUUGCUCGCCAAGCUAGAGAAGCUUCGUUACCUUUGAAAUGGAUCUUAAUUGUUAAUAUCAUUGCACCAUUGUUGUAACGAACAUUUGGGUUCUUUUCGGAUGGAAUAUAAGGAUACUCUGACA
Messenger RNA from Linum trigynum, 4686 nucleotides. Lineage: Eukaryota; Viridiplantae; Streptophyta; Magnoliopsida; Malpighiales; Linaceae. The record is from the annotation of a GenBank genome assembly.